Messenger RNA from Chaetomium fimeti, 862 nucleotides. RefSeq names its product metal binding domain of Ada-domain-containing protein. Gene Ontology annotation, biological process: regulation of DNA-templated transcription; DNA repair. Lineage: Eukaryota; Fungi; Ascomycota; Sordariomycetes; Sordariales; Chaetomiaceae. Gene Ontology annotation, molecular function: DNA-binding transcription factor activity; methyltransferase activity; sequence-specific DNA binding. The coding region runs from base 80 to 658 and encodes 192 amino acids. The transcript has 3 exons. The record is from RefSeq and is a predicted model, not a curated record.
CCUCCUCCUCUUCUCCGAUCGUGAUGACUGUGGUCGUUCUUUGCUGGGACUGACUUGCACACACAAACCGGUCGUCAACAUGUUCCAAACUUCACAUUCUCGAUGGCGAGCUCUUGAGAUGCGCAACCCUCUUGCAGCUCUUGCAUUUUUGUACGGCGUCAAGACCACCCACAUCUAUUGCCGUCCGACAUGCCCCUCUCGCCUAGCGCGCAAGGCGAACGUCGUUUUCUUCGACUCGACAACCGAGGCCGAAUCUGCUGGGUUUCGGGCUUGCAAGCGCUGCAAGCCUUCGCAGACCGACUUCGAACAUCGAGCACGACAUAAGAAGGCCGUCCGAAAGGCGUGCGAGAUGAUGGAUGCUGCCGGAGGAGCAGUCCCUCUCGAAAGUUUGGCGGGCAGCGUUGGUCUGUCGCCGAGGUAUUUCCACGGCGUGUUCAAGGGGGUCAUGGGAUGCACUCCGAGCGCGUACGCGAUAAGAGUACGGAAGAACAAGUCCCACUUCAAGGGAUUGCCGAGACAAGAGAGUGACAAGCCAUGUGUUCGCGAUGAGGGGUUACCUCCAAGUAUGAAGGAAGAUGAGAAAACAGCGUUACCAUGUGAGCCUCAUUUGACUUUUCUCUCAUCGACCUACCGCCGAACGAGACUCUUCCGAUUAUAGACGAUGCUAGUUAUGGUGCUAGUUUCCUGGGAACCCCUUGCUGCCGAGAUUAACGAUUGCGGGGUGGCUUCAUCAUGGGGACUUCCUGAUCCGAAUACUGAGGCUAUUGUAACCCAUGACCACCCGGGGGAUAUUUCUCCUACCACCAAUAUCCCCGGUCCGCAAGACGACGGGGACUUUUCCGGGUUCUUGUUGACGGAUCUA